AUGGAUGCACAGAAUGAGUCAGCCACAUCCCAAUUCCUCCUCCUGGGACUCUCAGAAGAUCCAGACCUGCAGCCCUUUCUCUUUGGACUGUUCCUGUCCAUGUACCUGGUCACAGUGCUUGGGAACCUGCUCAUCAUCCUGGCCGUCAGCUCUGACUGCCACCUCCACACCCCCAUGUACUUCUUCCUCUCUAACCUGUCCUUUGUUGACAUCUGUUUCACCUCCACCACGGUCCCAAAGAUGCUGGUGAAUAUCCAGGCACAUAGCAAAGGUAUCUCCUACAUAGAAUGCCUCACUCAGGUGUAUUUUUUAAUUAUUUUUCUUGGAAUGGAUAAUUUUCUACUGACUGUGAUGGCAUAUGACCGCUUCGUGGCCAUCUGCCACCCUCUGAGCUAUACAGUCAUCAUGAACCCCCGGUUCUGUGGACUGCUGGUUCUGAUGUCUUGGCUCAUCAUGUUCUUGGUGUCCCUGAUUGAUAUUCUACUAAUGAAGCGACUGACCUUCUCCACUGGCACUAAAAUCCCACAUUUCUUCUGUGAACUGGCUCAGAUUCUCAAUGCAGCCAGCUCUGAUACCCUUAUCAAUAAUAUUGUUAUGUAUAUUCUGACUGCCCUCCUGGGUAUGAUUCCUAUGACAAGGAUCCUUUUCUCUUACUCUCAGAUUGUCUCUUCCUUAUUGAGGAUGUCCUCCAUUGCUAGCAAGUAUAAAGCAUUCUCCACCUGUGGGUCCCACCUCUGUGUGGUCUCUUUGUUCUAUGGAACGGUGCUUGGGGUUUACCUCAGUUCUGCAGUGUCCCAGGCUUCCCACGGAAGUUCUAUGGCUUCUGUAAUGUACACUGUGGUCACCCCCAUGCUGAACCCCUUCAUCUACAGCCUGAGGAACAAGGAUGUGAAGGGGGCCCUGGGGAGACUCCUCAGUAUAGCAGCCUCUAGUCCUUCUUGGGUCACUGACCUCAGAACUAAGUGGACUCUGCAGAACCUUAAGCUGUUGCUAUGA
Messenger RNA from Marmota flaviventris (yellow-bellied marmot), 996 nucleotides. Its product is annotated as olfactory receptor 7D4-like. NCBI's taxonomy places the organism in Eukaryota, Metazoa, Chordata, Mammalia, Rodentia, Sciuridae. Gene Ontology annotation, biological process: G protein-coupled receptor signaling pathway. The record is from RefSeq and is a predicted model, not a curated record. Gene Ontology annotation, molecular function: G protein-coupled receptor activity; olfactory receptor activity. Gene Ontology annotation, cellular component: membrane.